CGCAAGUACCUGGACAAUGGCCAACUCCUGAUCAAGUUCCUACGAUGCAACCGCAGUGGGCUUCAUUGAUUAACCCUUCAAGCGUACCAAACGCUCCCGUACAAACAAAGGCCGCAGGCGAUUGUAGUCAAACAAGUACUUAUUGCAACUGGUCAUGUAACCAUUGUCAGAGACCAAACGAUGUUAUAAUUUGUCCUGCGCAAAAAGAUUGGGGUCUAACCUAUGAUGACGGGCCAUCAAUAUACACGCCGGCGCUUCUCGAUUAUCUUAAAUUAAAUAACAUUAAAGCCACUUUCUUUGUCAUUGGUUCGCGUGUCCUUGAACGUCCAGACGUUCUCAGACGGACAAUUGCGGAAGGACAUCAAUUAGGCAUACACACAUGGUCACAUCCUUACCUUACUACUUUAACAAAUAAUCAAAUUAUUGCUGAACUAAAAUGGACAGAGACCAUAAUCAAAACCGUUGCUGGAGUUACGCCCAUAUACAUGAGACCACCUUAUGGAGACGUCGAUGAUAGAGUGAGAAGUAUCGCAACUCAAAUGGGAUACAAAGUCGUCAUAUGGGAUGUGGACACAACCGAUUGGCUGUCGAAUGGUAAUCCCACGUAUAACCCAAACACAAUUACCAACAUUGUCCAAAAUUACGCUAAUCAGAAAUCAUCAACUGGACAUAUUUCGCUCGAACACGAUUUAUUCCCGGUAGCCGCUGCAGCUGCUCCCAAAGCCCUUGAUAUUAUUUUACAAGCUGGAUUUGCCGCCAAGCCAGUUGGCACAUGUGUAGGAACAAAGUUUUAUGUGGAAGAUGGCGGUUCGAUAACGACUGCUCAAUCCAGUAUUUCGUCUGUAACACCAAAUGGCGUAACUACUUCAAAUACGAAUGCAACAGGAACAUCUGUUGAUGUGCCAAGUGCGACAAAUUCGUCUCAGAUAUCAAAUGCAUCACAUUGUCUAUCGUCAUUUGCAUUAUUUGUUGUGUCAGCAUUUUGUAUAAUGUUUUUGGGCCCGAUAAUAUAA
This is a messenger RNA of Paraglomus occultum, 1013 nucleotides long. Lineage: Eukaryota; Fungi; Glomeromycota; Glomeromycetes; Paraglomerales; Paraglomeraceae. The record is from the annotation of a GenBank genome assembly.